UGUUUAGCUCGUGGGCGUUUCCGCUUUUGUUCCGAGCUAAGGCGGAGACCGUGAGGUAGCAGGCAGCGUUAUCAAUUAGCAGCAAGGAUAACUCGUGACGGACUGCAACACUGCCACCUGCUGCCAAGAAAACCUUUUAACUCCCCACAGACUGUGGAGCAACAAUGCCUCCUCCAAUCCGCCACCGCAGCAUGCGUGUCUUCAUGAAUGAUGACCGCCACGCCAUGGCCAAACACUCUGCCAUCUACCCGACUCAGGAGGAGUUGGAAAGUGUCCAGAACAUGGUGUCUCACACGGAGCGGGCUCUCAAGGCUGUUUCCGACUGGCUAGAUAAACAGGAGAAGGGAACCUGCAAGUCUGACCCUGACAGCACAGAUGCUAAUAAAGAAAGUGAGCACAAAGAUCAGGCCACCCGCUCUCUGCGUGGUGUAAUGAGGGUGGGCCUGGUUGCCAAGGGCCUGCUACUGAAGGGGGACCUGGACCUGGAGCUGGUGCUGCUCUGUAAGGACAAGCCCACCAUCAGUCUGCUGAAGAAAGUGUCUGAAAACCUGGUUACACAGCUCAAGCUGAUCACAGAGGAGAAGUAUGUGGUGAGCCAGAACAUCCACGAGGCCAGCAUUGUCAUCAAGAACACCAAGGAGCCCCCCCUGACCCUCACCAUUCACCUGACAUCCCCUCUGGUUCGUGAGGAGGUGGAGAAGGCUGCUGCUGGAGAAACGCUUUCAGUCAACGAUCCCCCGGAUGUUCUGGACAGGCAGAAAUGCCUGACUGCCUUGGCAUCUCUCCGCCACGCUAAGUGGUUCCAGCUGGAUGUUUAUGUUGCUGUCUGGUCCAUCUGGUCUUCCUCUUUGACUGAGACAGUGCGCCCUCCUCGUGCCCCUCCUUCCCUCCACCCCUGCUUGUGUCCCCAGGCCAGAGCCAAUGGGCUGCGCUCCUGUGUCAUCGUCAUCCGGAUCCUAAGGGACCUGUGUGCCCGUGUCCCAACAUGGGCCCCGCUUCGUGGCUGGCCACUGGAGCUGAUCUGUGAGAAGGCCAUCGGCACCGGGAACCGGCCCAUGGGGGCAGGGGAAGCGCUGCGCAGAGUUUUAGAGUGUCUGGCUUCAGGAAUCCUCAUGGCAGAUGGUGCUGGAAUCUCUGAUCCAUGUGAGAAGGAACCCACAGAUGCUAUCAGUCACUUGGACUACCAGCAGAGAGAGGAUAUCACAGCGAGUGCACAGCAUGCCUUAAGGUUGGCAGCGUUCGGACAGCUUCACAAAGUGCUUGGAAUGGACCCCCUUCCCUCAAAGAUGCCCAAGAAACCUCGCAGUGAGACGCCUAUUGACUACACAGUGCAAAUCCCACCCAGUACGGCAUACGCCCCACCGAUGAAAAGGCCCAUUGAGGAAGAGGAGGGCACUGAUGACAAGAGUCCCAAUAAGAAGAAGAAAAAGCUGCAGAAGAAAUCUCCAGAGGAGAAGGCGGAGCCUCCUCAGGCCAUGAACGCUCUGAUGAGGCUCAACCAGCUGAAGCCUGGUCUUCAGUACAAGCUGAUAUCACAGACGGGCCCGGUUCAUGUUCCGGUCUUCACUAUGGCUGUAGAGGUGGAUGGCAAGACCUUUGAGGCUUCUGGUCCAUCCAAACGCACUGCCAAGCUGCAUGUGGCUGUGAAGGUCCUGCAGGACAUGGGUCUGCCCACAGGAGUGGAACUGAAGACUGUGGAGUCAAUAAAAACAGAGGAGGUGGCUGUAGCUGUGGAGGAGUUGAAGCCAGUAGUCACACCCGUUGAAACCACAACUGCUGCUACAGGAGCAGCCAGUGCAGACGCCACUGAUGCUGUGGAGACUGCUCGCCAGCAGGGACCAAUCCUGACUAAACAUGGCAAGAACCCUGUGAUGGAGCUCAACGAGAAGCGCCGUGGCCUCAAGUAUGAGCUGAUCUCAGAGACUGGAGGCAGCCAUGACAAACGCUUCGUCAUGGAGGUGGAGAUCGACGGCCAGAAGUUCCAGGGUACAGGAUCCAAUAAGAAGGUGGCCAAGGCUUACGCAGCCCUGGCCGCUCUGGAGCGCCUCUUCCCUGAGGGCUCCAUGGCCGAGGCUGCUAAAAAGAAGAAGGGACCACCCAUGCAUGCUCCAGGCUUUGGCAUGAUGGGAGCCUCUGGAGGUGCUGAUGCAGUGACGCCCCGGGGCAGAGGGAGAGGGGGCCGAGGUCGUGGACGGGGCAGGGGCUUCAACAAUGGAGGAGGCUAUGGCCAAGGAGGUGGUUUUGGAACGUAUGGUUACGGGAACAGCGCGAACUCCGGAUACAAUUACUACAACAAUGGUGGCACAAACGGAGGAGCCGGGGCAUCAAGCAGCCCGUUAGGUGGCCCUCCAGCCAGCACACCACCAGCAUCAGCACAGGGCUCUUAUGGGUCAUACUACCAGAAUGACGGAGCCUACGCUGCCACUUCUGGCGUGAAAACCCCCAAAAAGAAACCCCCCGUGCACAAGGGAGGGAAGUCAUCCUAUUCAGGUGCCAUGGGUGGGAGCAGUGGAUCAGCAGCAGGCUACCAGUCCAGCAGCCCCUCAGGGCAGGGCUCCUAUAACCAGUAUAACCCGGGCUAUGGGCAGGGCAAGAAGAGCUUCAACCAGAACCAGGGGGGAACAGGUGGAUACUCGUACAGCACCGCCUACCCGAGCCAGGUGACGGGGGGUGCUGGGAGUAGCCAGGACUACAGUUACGAAGGGUUCAACAACCAGUCCAGCUACAACCCACAGGGCGGUGGAGGAGGUGGCAGCCAGGGCUUUGGAAACAACCACUGUCAGUACCACAGCCCGGCAGGCUACGGCAGAGGCGACGGCAGCAUGAACUACCAGUACAGAUAGACGCCAUCACUCACCCGGUGGCUCCAGCCUUCUCCAAAGAAAGCGAUUGACGGCCCGCCUGUGCUCUCUGCCUUCUCUGUGUUUGCUUUGUAUGUGCAUUUGGAUUGAUAUGUAGCACAUGUGAGCACACAACAUGACAGAUCUGGACAUUUUAUUUGUCAGAGCUGAGUUUAGUGGUCUGGUCAGUGCUUGGUCCUGUGUUUUAUUUAGGUUCUUCUUUAUUUUUUAACCUGUGCUACCGGUCCUCAUUGUCAUCAGUAAACAUGAAGGCUGAAGUUACUCACUCACCUGCUCUGACUUGGUUUGUGUUCUCACAGAGUUGUGUGGCGGCACCAUUUAUUUUCUAAUGUGAAACUUGUAAAACUUCUUGUAGUUGUAAACUACAAAGGCGAUUGUAUUUUUUGUAACAUUUCAAUAGACCUGAAUAGCUUGUUCUGUUCUUCAUUGCUUGUAAUUUUGGCUUAUUUUGUAACUUACCUGAUGUGAUGUAGUUAUUUUAAUAAACAGUUUUGCAGAUUACUGGAAAA
Molecule: messenger RNA, 3370 nt
Organism: Monopterus albus (swamp eel)
Lineage: Eukaryota; Metazoa; Chordata; Actinopteri; Synbranchiformes; Synbranchidae
Gene: ilf3b
Product: interleukin enhancer binding factor 3b
Exons: 18
Coding region: 165-2843 (892 amino acids)
Cellular component (GO): precatalytic spliceosome
Molecular function (GO): single-stranded RNA binding; double-stranded RNA binding
Source: RefSeq, a predicted model, not a curated record